ACUGGGCUAUGGUUGGCCAUCACAGCGCAAACCCCAGUGCAGCCGCCGCUUGGCCCGCCGCGGCUGGUUCCGGAGCCGCUCCCAGACCAUGGGCGACGCCAACGACGAGCCGGAUCCGAUCAGACUGAAGUCCCUGAAGUACGAGGGCAGCUUCACCGUCCCGCCCGAGGACAAGCUGGGAAGAGGCAGAAGUGUGAAGGAAUUUGUGAAGUUGAAUCGUAUUGGUGAAGGAACCUAUGGGAUUGUAUACCGAGCCCAUGAUACAAAAACUGAUGAAAUUGUUGCUCUUAAGAAGGUUCGAAUGGAUAAAGAAAGGGAUGGAAUCCCUAUCAGCAGUUUGAGAGAGAUUAACCUACUACUUAAACUGAGGCACCCUAAUAUUGUAGAGCUAAAAGAAGUAGUGGUGGGAAAUCACCUGGACAGUAUUUUCCUAGUAAUGGGAUACUGUGAACAGGACCUUGCCAGUCUUCUAGAAAAUAUGCAGUCACCAUUCUCAGAGGCUCAGGUGAAAUGUAUAAUCUUGCAGUUAUUAAAAGGGUUGCGAUAUCUACAUGAAAACUUCAUUAUUCAUAGAGACCUUAAGGUAUCUAAUUUGCUAAUGACUGAUAAAGGGUGCGUGAAGAUAGCGGACUUUGGACUGGCACGUGCAUAUGGAGUGCCUCUGAAACCCAUGACUCCGAAAGUAGUAACGCUAUGGUACAGAGCACCUGAAUUACUACUGGGAACAAAAACACAGACUACAGCUAUUGAUAUGUGGGCAGUAGGUUGUAUCAUUGCAGAGCUGCUGGCACACAAACCUUUGCUUCCCGGAAGCUCUGAAAUCCAUCAGAUUGACCUAAUUGUUCAGUUACUAGGGACUCCAAAUGAGAAUAUAUGGCCAGGCUUUUCCAAGUUACCAUUAGUGGGACAAUACACUCUGAGAAAACAGCCUUACAAUAAUCUGAAGCACAAGUUUCCGUGGCUAUCAGAAGCAGGUCUCCGACUCCUCAACUUCCUCUUCAUGUAUGACCCAAAAAAAAGGGCUACAGCAGAAGACAGUCUGGAGAGUUCCUAUUUUAAAGAAAAGCCAUUGCCAUGUGAACCAGAACUUAUGCCUACGUUCCCCCAUCAUCGUAACAAACGAGCUGCUUCUAGUGUGGAUAACCAACAGAAACGUCCAAAGGUGUGAUACGUUGAAUCUGGUGCCCAAAGCCACCUCCAAUGUGCAACUGUUUCUUGCUCAUUGUGGCUCCAUAUUUUGUUUAUUACAUUAAAUACCCACAGCAGAAAGUAGCCAGCAAAUUUCAGUGUCAGUUGAAAAUUACUCAAGAACAGGCUACAAUUAUUGACAAAUUUUACUUUCAUAAGUUGAGUAUUUAUUUGUUUACAAUUUGUAUCAACAAUCUUGGUGCCCUAUUAUUUCUUGUGAAAGAAUGAGGAAAUCUGACUUGUUGACAAUGAUAUUUUAGUGAGUUUUACAGAUAAAAUCCCAGAACAUGAAAGUGUUUUCCAGACAACUUCUUUAAACUUUUGAAAGGCUAUGUGUGGUUGUGCAGAAUUGCUGCAUUCUAAUUGAGAUUGCUAUUUAGGAAUAUCGGUGUUCUGUGAUCACUAAGAUUUUUGAAAAGUAAGCAAAUUAUUGUUAUUGCAUUUUUUUUAUUACUAUGUUAUGCAUUCCUUCAGAUUACAUCCAAGGCCCAGGAGAAUGUGUUAUUUCUGGUGUUUUAUCCCAGCUGAACAUUACAGUGAGUGAGCUAACCUAGCCAGAGACAAUCCUGGCCAAUACAAAGUUCAGAAGAGACAAAGAUCUGAAUUAUCAAUCUGGUUCGACUAUCCAACGAUUUAAAACCAUUUAAAUUAAUACACAAAAAAUUCACUUAAAAUGCUUCAACAAAUUGUCACUUCACUUAACAACUAACGAGUCUUUUACGACGUGUAGUCAGGCACCUGACUAAAAAAAAUCCACAAACUGAACAGUUUGCCAGUAUUUAAUUGUAUUACAGAUAUUCUCAUUUAGUGUGGCAUUUCCCUCAUCGUAGUUCAAUGCUGUUUUGACUUUGACCUAAUGUCUAUUUUCAUGUAUUGAAUAGUGAAUACAACCACAUAUUUGAUUAUUCAGACCUCUGCCUGUCCUGAACAUUAAAUGAGAAAAGGAUAAUUCUGGUUAGUUACCCAAAAAACUUGUGGUGUUGUGCUAAAAUAUACUUCUGCUGGCAGAUGGGAAGGGAACUUCUAGCAAGAUCAUUUUCACAGAUCAAUGCAUUCAUAACUUCAGUGUGUGCACAUUGCAAGACGGAAAUCAGGAACACUGUGUCAGCACAUUUGACUUCCUGCUUCACUGUUGGACUCUCUUUCAGAUACAGUUAACAUCUUAUCCUUUUAUGCUAAUUGGAUAGUUUAGGACUGGACUUCAGACCCAUUGCCUGAAGCAGUCACUACUUGUAGACUGCUCCCUUUCACAGGACACUGUGGCAGCGAGACCUCCAGCUCCACACAGCUGUAAAAGAUCUUAUAGAACUUCCAUGAUAUUACAUGGUCAGCUCUCCAUAAUAAAUCCACUGUACACUUCAA
This is a messenger RNA of Pristis pectinata (smalltooth sawfish), 2550 nucleotides long. RefSeq names its product cyclin-dependent kinase 10 (gene cdk10). Gene Ontology annotation, cellular component: nucleus. Gene Ontology annotation, molecular function: ATP binding; cyclin-dependent protein serine/threonine kinase activity. Lineage: Eukaryota; Metazoa; Chordata; Chondrichthyes; Rhinopristiformes; Pristidae. The transcript has 13 exons. Gene Ontology annotation, biological process: protein phosphorylation; regulation of mitotic cell cycle. Bases 89 to 1168 code for a protein of 359 amino acids. The record is from RefSeq and is a predicted model, not a curated record.